Molecule: messenger RNA, 1144 nt
Organism: Misgurnus anguillicaudatus (oriental weatherfish)
Lineage: Eukaryota; Metazoa; Chordata; Actinopteri; Cypriniformes; Cobitidae
Source: RefSeq, a predicted model, not a curated record
UCCUGUCAUGUGUAAAGACCCGGAGGAUAACUUUACUGGAGUUAGAGAGAUUGGUGAAAGUGAAAUGCAAUCCGAGGACCCAGAAAAAAAGUGAUUGAAGAAUUUGAAGAAAUGCACCCAGCGAAUUGCAGUUCAGACAACGACGAAACAGCAGAUGACCAAAGCAUUCAUCUUUUCCUGGACAUCUCCUGUUGUGUGGAUGACUAUGUGGAUGAAGAGGGGGAAAUCCUUGCUGAGGAGCAGAGUGAAGCCUAUCCUCACAUACAAGAUGGGGAGGAGCAUGGAAGUGAUCAGUCCAGAAGUGAAAAAACAGAACACUUGUUGAUGAAACUUUUGGCCAUGAUGAAAUUGACUGGUAUCCUCCGUGACGACUUCUUACAGUAUGUGGUUUGUCCAAAAUGUAUGACAGUGUACAUGCUUACUGAAACCUAUGAGCGCAGACGGGAUGGUACAAAGGUUUGCAGGACUUGUGGUCACAUCCCGUUCUACAAUCACCCACAGCAGAGGUCUGCAUUAAGGAAGAAAUAUGGCUCUGCCUUGCUAAGAAAGGCUACAUAUUCGAGCGGUGAAGAGUAUGUCCAUCCAAUACGUUCUUACUGUUACAAGAGUGUUGUGCAGUCUCUGGGAGGACUUGUUAAAAGACUUGGAUUUGAAGAGAAAUUAGAUGAAAGACGAAAGCGGGAACUGCCAAAGGGUGUGUUAGGAGAUGUAAAUGAUGGACAAGUAUGGCAGGAUUACCAGUAUGUGAAUUCAAUAAACUGUAGUCAUGCCACUAUGCACAGUAUUUGAGCUGUGAUGUAAUUGCACAAGUUACCUUGCUUCAUUCCCAUCCGGACAGACAUUUUGUUGUUUGACAUGUUGUUUGAUGGUGUUUGCAUAGAAUGCACAAAUUAAGCCUGAUUAAAACUCUGUUAAAACAAUUAAAAUUGUUGAAAUAAAUAGUUUGGUGUAUCUUUUUUACCUAACAUUUGUUAUUGCUAAUUACAUACAGAGUAAUUAAUAUACACUGUUAGCCUGGAGAAAUUGAAUCUACUUAAAGGGAUAGUUUAAAAAUUAUUAGGAAAAAAUAUUUUGAAAGUAUUGUGAUAAAUGGUGAAGAAAAGUUUGAUAAAUGAUUGUCAUUAAACUUAAAGUUGAUUACUCU